Messenger RNA from Grammomys surdaster, 3260 nucleotides. RefSeq names its product angiotensin-converting enzyme. NCBI's taxonomy places the organism in Eukaryota, Metazoa, Chordata, Mammalia, Rodentia, Muridae. Gene Ontology annotation, cellular component: plasma membrane. Gene Ontology annotation, molecular function: metallopeptidase activity; peptidyl-dipeptidase activity. Gene Ontology annotation, biological process: proteolysis. The coding region runs from base 19 to 2349 and encodes 776 amino acids. The transcript is spliced from 13 exons. The record is from RefSeq and is a predicted model, not a curated record.
CUCUGCUCUCCUGCGGCCAUGGGCCAAGGUUGGGCUACUCCAGGACUGCCCAGCUUCCUCUUCCUGCUACUCUUCUGCGGGCACCCUCUAUUGGUCCUGAGUCAGGUGACCACUGACCACGUGACAGCCAACCAGGAGAUAACAAACCAGGCAACAACCAGAAGCCAGACAACAUCUCACCAAGCAACAAUCAGCCAGACAACCCAGUUCCCAAGUGGGACUCCUGGAAGGGAGCAGGGCCGUGAGGGGGCAAGGAGCCAGGGACCAGCAGGAGGGAACUCCAAUGAGACCACACCUUGUGAUAAGGAAGACAAGGCCUGUCUGUUUUCCUCCUCACCUCCUACAGACCUAGAGACUGAUGAAGCCAAGGCUGGCAGGUUCGUGGAGGAGUAUGACCGGACAGCCCAGGUGUUGUGGAACGAGUACGCAGAGGCCAACUGGCAAUAUAACACCAACAUCACCAUAGAGGGCAGCAAGAUUCUGCUUCAGAAAAACAAGGAAGUGUCCAACCACACCCUGAAAUAUGGCACCUGGGCCAAGAUGUUCGAUGUGAGCAACUUUCAAAACCCCACCAUCAAGCGGAUCAUAAAGAAGGUUCAGAACAUGGACCGGGCAGUCCUGCCUCCCCAGGAGUUAGAAGAGUACAACCAGAUCCUGCUAGACAUGGAGACAACUUACAGCAUAGCCAACGUUUGCUACACAAAUGGCACUUGUCUGCCAUUGGAGCCUGAUCUGACAAAUAUAAUGGCCACAUCCCGGAAAUAUGAUGAGUUGCUAUGGGCGUGGAAGAGUUGGCGAGACAAGGUGGGGAGAGCCAUCCUUCCCGUUUUCCCAAAGUACGUGGAAUUCUCCAACAAGAUAGCCAAGCUUAACGGCUACGCUGAUGGAGGGGACACAUGGAGAGCCUUAUACGAGUCUGACAACUUGGAGCAAGAACUGGAAAAGCUGUACCAGGAGCUGCAGCCACUCUACCUGAACCUGCAUGCCUACGUGCGCCGUUCCCUGCACCGCCAUUAUGGAGCCGAGUACAUCAACCUGGAUGGUCCCAUUCCUGCCCACCUGCUAGGGAACAUGUGGGCACAGACCUGGUCCAACAUCUAUGAUUUGGUGGCGCCCUUCCCUUCUGCUCCCAAUUUAGAUGCCACGGAGGCCAUGAUAAAGCAGGGAUGGACACCCAGAAGGAUAUUUAAGGAAGCUGACAAUUUCUUUACCUCCCUGGGGCUGUUACCUGUGCCCGAUGAGUUCUGGAACAAGUCCAUGUUAGAGAAGCCAACCGAUGGAAGGGAGGUGGUGUGCCAUGCCUCAGCCUGGGAUUUCUACAAUGGCAAGGACUUCAGGAUCAAGCAGUGUACCUCUGUGAACAUGGAGGACUUGGUGGUAGCCCAUCACGAAAUGGGCCACAUCCAGUAUUUCAUGCAGUACAAAGACUUACCUGUGACCUUUCGGGAGGGUGCCAACCCCGGCUUUCAUGAGGCUAUCGGAGAUGUUCUAGCUCUGUCGGUGUCUACCCCAAAGCAUCUCCACAGUCUCAACCUGCUCAGCAGUGAAGGCAGCGGCUACGAGUAUGACAUCAACUUUCUAAUGAAGAUGGCCCUCGACAAGAUCGCCUUUAUCCCCUUCAGCUACCUCAUUGACCAGUGGCGCUGGAGGGUCUUUGAUGGAAGUAUCACCAAGGAGAACUACAACCAGGAGUGGUGGAGCCUCAGGCUGAAGUAUCAGGGUCUCUGCCCUCCAGUGCCUAGAUCCCAAGGUGACUUUGACCCAGGGUCCAAGUUCCACGUUCCGGCAAAUGUGCCGUACAUCAGGUACUUCAUCAGCUUCAUCAUCCAGUUCCAGUUCCACGAGGCGCUGUGUCACGCAGCCGGGCACACGGGUCCACUGCACAAGUGCGACAUCUACCAAUCCAAGGAAGCAGGGAAGCUCCUGGCGGAUGCCAUGAAGCUGGGCUAUAGUAAGCCGUGGCCAGAGGCCAUGAAGCUGAUCACAGGCCAGCCUAACAUGUCAGCCUCCGCCAUGCUGAAUUACUUCAAGCCACUGACAGAAUGGCUCGUCACUGAGAACAGGAGACAUGGAGAGACACUGGGCUGGCCCGAGUACAACUGGACACCAAACACGGCUCGUGCAGAAGGCUCCCUCUCAGAGUCCAACCGCGUCAACUUCCUGGGCAUGUACCUGGAGCCGCAGCAGGCCCGUGUGGGGCAGUGGGUGCUGCUCUUCCUAGGCGUCGCCCUGCUGGUGGCCACCGUGGGUCUCGCUCAUCGACUCUACAACAUCCACAACCAUCACAGCCUCCGCCGGCCCCACCGUGGGCCCCAGUUUGGAUCUGAGGUGGAGCUCAGACACUCCUGAGAUGACUUUGCUGGCAAGGCCAGCAGAGGAGUGUCCCAUAAGAAACUGGAUGGGGGACAUGGUGUUUGAGUGGAACAUACCCUAGCUGAGCCUUCCUCCUUUGCUGUCCCCAUCCACUCUGCCCCCCAGGCCCAGCCCCCAUUCUCUAGAUACCCAGCAUCUAACAUGGACUUCCCUGCCUAGUCUCUGUGAAUACAAUUAAAGGUCCCCCCCCAACACCUGAGUCUGUGUCCCUUGUGGGAAGCCAGGGACAGGACCAGCUGCUUGCCUGUCUCCUGACAGUCCAGCAGGACCCUUUACUGGUUGCCUUCUCAGUCUUUCUCCAAGCAGGAACCUAAUCCCAAGUGCUCUGGACCCCAUCCCCCACAACCUUUCCCACCAGCCUUCCUAACCCACCAGCCCUGGUGAGGUGGCUUGUGUCCUGCUCACCCAUGCACUUGCCAGGGAGGAUCCUAGGAAACAGAAAGGAAGCAGGUACUGUGGGCUGCCUCCUGCUUUACAUGUGGAUACACUAUGGAUGGCUCAUCCUGCUCCACAGUGACCUCUGUGUGGGUGGGUGUCUCAGGGGGAAGGCCCUGGAUGCCCUGGAAGGGCCUGACUCACGAGCACGGACCAUGCCAAAGCCCUGCUGGUUCACAAGUAGACAGCCUGGGUUCCCUGAUGGAGCCACGCAGGCUCUGCCCAUGGGAAAGAGCAUUAACCGGUGACCACACAGUGGGUUCCCUGCUACAGCCCACCUCCUCAUCCCAGAACACAUCCCCUCAGCCUAAGCCAUCCUUUGGAAGGCUUACUUGGAUUUUGGGGGUGUUGCUUGAAGUAACUUUUUAAUCUACAUAUUUAUGUAGUAAAUUUGGGAAAUCUGAAUUAAAAGCCCAUGAUAGCAACAUCAAGAAAUAUAAGCACUGUUAGCA